GGCUCCAGCACUUUGCUAAUGACGUAAUAUGUGGGCUGAACUUGAGUCUACUGAGGAGAGGAAAUCACUCUCGGGGUACUGUGCGGACAGUCUGUCAGCUGCGGCUGGUUACGGCUCCACGCUGCAGCCAGCACAGUCACAAUGCAUUCUCUGCUGGAUUAGAGUCGGUCUGCAGACAGCUCCAAAUUACACAGGUGGCCUGUCAAAAGAAGUUCCUUACUGCUUGGAUUCAACGAUCAGAAACAGAGAUGCAGUUGCCACUGAAGUCAGAGAUGAGUAAACGUCUACACUGAUCUGUUAGAGAGCAAGGGCAAGGACGCAAGCUUCCGGAUUCACUUUUGACCAGACACCAAAGACGCCGUGGUACAAGUUCAUUUCAAAAUGAAGGCUUUUGUUUGGACCCUAAGUGUGCUCCUCUUCCUACUGGGCACUGGUCAUUGCAAAGGAGGACAGUUUAAAAUAAAAAAAAUAACCCAAAGGAGAUAUCCCCGAGCAACAGAUGGUAAAGACGAAGCAAAGAAAUGUUCAUAUACAUUCUUGGUACCUGAACAAAAAAUAACAGGGCCGAUCUGUGUCAACACCAAAGGCCAAGAUACAGGUACUAUUAAAGACAUGAUCACCAGGAUGGACCUUGAGAACCUGAAGGAUGUGCUUUCUAGGCAGAAGCGGGAGAUAGACAUCCUGCAGUUGGUGGUGGAUGUGGAUGGGAACAUCGUGAAUGAAGUGAAGCUGCUGAGGAAGGAGAGCCGCAACAUGAACUCGCGAGUCACUCAGCUCUAUAUGCAACUGUUACAUGAGAUCAUCCGUAAGCGAGACAACUCCCUCGAGCUUUCCCAGCUGGAGAACAAAAUCCUCAACGUCACCACAGAAAUGCUGAGGAUGGCAACAAGGUACAGGGAGCUAGAAGUGAAAUACGCUUCCUUAACUGAUCUCGUCAAUAACCAGUCUGCGAUGAUCACUGUGUUGGAGGAGCAGUGCCUGAGGAUAUUUUCCCGACAAGACCCCCACGUGUCUCCCCCGCUUGUCCAGGUGGUCCCAAGACACAUUCCUAGCAGCCACCAGCAGUACACCCCUGGUCUUCUGGGAGGCAAUGAGAUACAGAGGGAUCCAGGUUAUCCCAGAGACUUACUGCCAUCUCCUGAUCUGGCAACAGCUCCCACAAAAAGCCCUUUCAAGAUCCCAGCAGUAAAUUUCAUCAAUGAAGGACCAUUCAAAGACUGUCAGCAAGCAAAAGAAGCUGGGCACUCAGCCAGCGGAAUUUACAUGAUCAAACCUGAGAACAGCAACGGACUGAUGCAGCUAUGGUGUGAGAACAGUCUGGAUCCUGGGGGCUGGACUGUUAUUCAGAAAAGAACAGAUGGCUCUGUCAACUUCUUCAGGAACUGGGAAAAUUAUAAGAAAGGGUUUGGAAAUAUUGAUGGAGAGUACUGGCUUGGACUGGACAAUAUCUAUAAGCUUAGUAACCAAGACAAUUACAAGCUGCUGAUUGAACUAGAAGACUGGAGCGAUAAGAAGGUGUAUGCGGAAUACAGUAGCUUUCGUCUGGAACCUGAAAGUGACUAUUACAGACUGCGCCUGGGAACGUACCAGGGAAAUGCAGGGGAUUCUAUGACGUGGCACAAUGGUAGACAAUUCACCACACUGGACAGAGAUAAAGACAUGUACACAGGAAACUGCGCCCACUUUCAUAAAGGAGGUUGGUGGUACAAUGCCUGUGCACACUCUAACCUCAAUGGAGUAUGGUACAGAGGCGGUCAUUACAGAAGCAAGCACCAAGAUGGAAUUUUCUGGGCUGAGUACCGAGGUGGGUCAUACUCCUUGAGGGCCGUACAGAUGAUGAUCAAGCCUAUUGACUGAAGACAUACAGUCUCCAACCAAAGGUCACAGAACUUCACUUUUCAGUUCCCCAAAUGUAAACAUUAUAUGUUACUUUGCACAAUUUAGUUAUAAAAGUACAGUUUGUAAAAUAAAUUGUACUGUAACUGUAAGAAUGUAUCUGUGAAUUCAAUUCCAUUUUCCUUCAAUAUGCUACAGAAAAUUAUCUGUAUGCAAAUUCUUGUUAUUUUUAAAGUUAUAUUGACUGAAUACAGGUAAAUGUAAAUAUCUAGCAUGAUGUAAAACAAAUCCUAGCUUUAUUUUGAAUUAAAUCCAAAUACAUGUUCAAGAUA
Molecule: messenger RNA, 2168 nt
Organism: Acomys russatus (golden spiny mouse)
Lineage: Eukaryota; Metazoa; Chordata; Mammalia; Rodentia; Muridae
Gene: Angptl1
Product: angiopoietin like 1
Exons: 5
Coding region: 382-1857 (491 amino acids)
Biological process (GO): cell surface receptor protein tyrosine kinase signaling pathway
Source: RefSeq, a predicted model, not a curated record